This is a messenger RNA of Microplitis demolitor, 1150 nucleotides long. RefSeq names its product venom acid phosphatase Acph-1-like. Lineage: Eukaryota; Metazoa; Arthropoda; Insecta; Hymenoptera; Braconidae. Bases 14 to 1150 code for a protein of 378 amino acids. Gene Ontology annotation, molecular function: phosphatase activity. Gene Ontology annotation, biological process: dephosphorylation. The transcript has 4 exons. The record is from RefSeq and is a predicted model, not a curated record.
ACAAAUUUUUAAAAUGUUAUUAAGAAAAAACUUAUUUUUCAUAUUUAUUAUUUAUAUUUUGCUUAUUUUAAAUAUAUGUGAUGGUGAAAUAAAAUUAAUCCAAGCGACGAUUCGUCAUGCGGACCGUAAUCCUAUUGAUGGAUCCAUUUCACACUUAUAUUAUCCCAACGAUCCUUAUAAAGAUCGCGACUGGUAUCCUGAUGGACCUAUGGAAUUAACAAAUAAAGGAAAACAAAAUGCUUAUAAAUUAGGAAAAUUAUUACGGGAAAAAUACAAAGAAUUAUUUGGAGAAAUUUAUAAACCGAGUCUUGUUUAUUUCAAAUCUAUUGGAAUGAACAGAGCAAUAAAUACUGCACACAUUGUUGCCGCGGGUCUUUUUCCACCUUCACCUUCCCAAGUAUGGAAUCCUGAUUUACCUUGGAUACCGAUUCCUGUCCAUUCUCUGCCGACGGAAGAAGAUAUUCUAAACUUUCCGAUGCUUUCAUGCGAAAAUUAUGCGAUUGAUCGGAAGAAAUCUGUUGCAGAAGUUGACCGAUUGCUCCAAGUCCUCGGCGGUGUUAAAGAUUUUUUUAGUUAUCUGACUCUACACACGGGAGUUAAUCACACGAGAGCUAUACAAAGCUGGAUUCUUUAUCAUCAAUUGGCUUCUCAGGCGAGUCUUGGUCUCGAUCUGGCGCCAUGGAUAACCGAGAUAUUUCCAAAUGGAAAACUUGUGGAUAUAAGUGCUGUCGAAUAUAUUCUUCAAACUUACACCGAUAGGAUGAAACGUCUGUUAGGUGGCAUCUGGAUUAAAAUGUUCCUGGACCAAAUUGAUGAUUUGUUGAGUGGAAAAAAUACUGAACGCAAAGGAUUCUUUUAUGCAAGUAAUGAAAUUCAAAUUGCGGCGAUAUUGAACACUCUUAAAGUUUACGAGCCACAUGUUCCUGGAUAUGCGAGCACAGUUAUUUUUGAAUUUCAUCAAAUAGAUAGUCAAUAUUAUGUUAAGGUCGUCUAUAUAAAUGAAGAUAAAAUUAUAAAUUUUUUUAUACCAGGCUGCGAAAGCACAACUUGUUUGCUGACGACAUUCAAAACCAUUUUGAAAAAUGUUACGAUGGAAGACUUUGAUAAAGACUGCGGACGAAGAGGAAACUUUACGAUUAUCGAUUUAUAA